CGAUGAAAAGGGGGGCUGGAAAUCGGGGGUGAAGGGCUGGCCGUUUUUGUUCCACUGGAGAAUCCUGCUUGAACGGUGAGCAGGAAUAUAACAGACCACAAUACCAAACUGCGCCGCGGGCAUUUCGAGUUGUCAAUCCGAAUCAGGACAUUUCCGUAAGGGUGGACUUGAAGAUUGGAAGGCGAUCUUUGGGGCCCUUGUCGGAGCACUGCUUUGGGAGACCAGCAAGAAAGCUAUUGUCGUUAGCUACAACUCUGCGGGUCUGGGGGUUCCAGAAGGGGCAGGGGGCGGGGGGUUACCGAGGAAGGAAAAGCUUGAACGCUGAGAGGAGGCUGGAAGUCUGAAACGCUUCCAGCCUGACGCGGCCGGCGUUGUGGCGAUAUAGCUUUGAACUGUGUGUUGAACCCUCGCGGCUAAGUGGAUGGGAUGGAGCCGGGACCAUCUGGCGCUGUGCCCAUGGGGCCUUACCCCCCUCCCCUGCAGCAGGUGUUUCAGGCCCCGCGCCGUCCGGGGAUGGGCACUGUGGGCAAACCCAUCAAGCUGCUGGCCAACUACUUUGAGGUGGAGAUCCCCAAGAUGGACGUGUACCACUACGAGGUGGACAUCAAGCCUGACAAGUGCCCCCGCCGAGUCAACAGAGAGGUAGUGGAGUACAUGGUGCAGCACUUCAAGCCUCAGCUGUUCGGUGACCGGAAGCCGGUGUACGACGGCAAGAAGAACAUCUACACUGUGCUGGCUCUGCCUAUUGGUAGCGAGAAGGUGGACUUUGAGGUAACCAUCCCGGGUGAGGGGAAGGACCGCAUCUUCAAGGUGUCCAUUCGCUGGCUGGCCAAAGUGUCAUGGCGGCUGCUUCAGGAGACGCUGGUGAGCGGCCGGCUGCAGGUGCCCCUGGACUCGGUGCAGGCGCUGGACGUGGCCAUGCGACACCUGGCCUCCAUGAGGUACACGCCGGUGGGUCGGUCCUUCUUCUCCCCCCCGGAGGGGUAUUACCACCCCCUGGGCGGAGGCAGGGAGGUGUGGUUCGGCUUCCAUCAGUCGGUCAGGCCAGCCAUGUGGAAGAUGAUGCUCAACAUAGACGUGUCUGCCACGGCCUUCUACAAAGCACAGCCAGUUAUCGAGUUCAUGUGUGAGGUCCUGGACAUCCGUAACAUCGACGAGCAGCCCAAAACACUCACCGACUCCCAGAGGGUCCGCUUCACCAAGGAGAUCAAAGGUGGGCCUAUAACUGGUCUGAAGGUGGAGGUGACGCACUGUGGUCAGAUGAAGAGGAAGUACCGCGUCUGCAACGUCACACGUCGGCCCGCCAGCCACCAGACGUUUCCCCUCCAGUUGGAGAGUGGGCAGACAGUGGAGUGCACGGUGGCCCAGUAUUUCAAGCAGAAGUACAAUCUGCAGCUCAAGUACCCCCACCUGCCCUGCCUGCAGGUGGGGCAGGAGCAGAAGCACACCUACUUGCCCCUGGAGGUUUGUAACAUAGUAGCAGGUCAGCGCUGCAUUAAGAAACUGACUGAUAAUCAGACCUCCACCAUGAUCAAAGCCACAGCCCGCUCUGCACCAGACAGACAGGAGGAGAUCAGCCGGCUGAUGAAGAAUGCCAACUUCAACCUGGACCCCUACAUCCAAGAGUUCGGCAUCAAGGUGAAGGACGACAUGGCGGAGGUGACUGGACGAGUGUUGCCUGCUCCGAUCCUUCAGUACGGUGGACGGAACCGAGCCAUCGCCACUCCAAACCAGGGCGUGUGGGACAUGAGAGGGAAGCAGUUCUACAACGGCAUUGAGAUCAAAGUCUGGGCCAUCGCCUGCUUCGCUCCACAGAAACAGUGCCGCGAGGAAGUGCUCAAAAACUUCACCGACCAGCUGCGUAAGAUCUCCAAAGACGCUGGGAUGCCCAUCCAGGGCCAGCCGUGCUUCUGUAAGUACGCACAGGGAGCGGACAGCGUGGAGCCCAUGUUCCGACACCUGAAGAACACCUACGCCGGCCUGCAGCUCAUCAUCGUCAUCCUGCCCGGCAAGACCCCGGUCUACGCUGAGGUGAAGCGGGUAGGGGACACCCUCUUGGGAAUGGCCACUCAGUGUGUUCAGGUGAAGAACGUGGUGAAGACGUCACCUCAGACCCUCUCCAACCUCUGCCUCAAGAUCAACGUCAAGCUUGGUGGCAUCAACAACAUCCUGGUGCCACACCAACGGUCGGCAGUGUUCCAGCAGCCCGUCAUCUUCCUCGGGGCAGACGUCACUCACCCACCUGCCGGGGACGGGAAGAAGCCCUCCAUCACUGCGGUGGUGGGCAGCAUGGACGCCCACCCCAGCCGCUACUGUGCUACGGUGCGGGUGCAGAGGCCGAGGCAGGAGAUCAUCGAAGACCUCUCGUAUAUGGUGCGUGAGCUGCUCAUUCAGUUCUAUAAGUCCACACGCUUCAAGCCCACCCGCAUCAUCUUCUACCGGGACGGCGUUCCAGAAGGACAGCUGCCACAGAUCCUUCACUAUGAGCUGCUGGCCAUUAGAGAUGCCUGCAUUAAACUGGAGAAGGAUUACCAGCCAGGGAUCACCUACAUUGUGGUGCAGAAACGCCACCACACCCGCCUCUUCUGCGCCGACAAGUCCGAGAGGAUUGGGAAGAGUGGCAAUAUUCCAGCAGGCACUACCGUGGACACCAGCAUCACUCACCCCUUUGAGUUUGACUUUUACCUGUGCAGCCAUGCUGGCAUUCAGGGCACAAGCCGGCCUUCCCACUACUACGUGCUGUGGGAUGACAACCGCUUCACGGCCGACGAGCUGCAGAUCCUCACCUACCAGCUGUGCCACACCUACGUGCGCUGCACCCGCUCCGUCUCCAUCCCUGCGCCAGCCUACUACGCCCGUCUUGUGGCCUUCCGCGCCCGCUACCACCUGGUGGACAAGGAGCACGACAGUGGGGAGGGCAGCCAUGUGUCGGGUCAGAGUAACGGCCGGGACCCCCAAGCGCUGGCCAAGGCUGUGCAGAUCCACCAUGACACCCUGAGGACCAUGUACUUUGCCUGAGCACACACCCACAGCUCGACCUCAUAUCCUUUAUCAUUACAUCCCACCAAGACUGGAUGCGGCACCAGACGCUUCCUGGCCACACAAGCACCCUCCACCCCAGCCCACUCCCCACCUCUCAAAUGCACCAUAUCAGACUUCAUACACACUAGUGCAGCGGCAGAGGUGGCCUUCAACACAGCACCUUGUCCCUGAAACGAUAUGAAGAUCGUCAUGAUGAAGAUUUGUCUGUUUGGAUUUACUUAGCAGGCCCACUAUACCCCUGCAAGUUCCUGUCUUUUUCUUUUGAUUUCUUUAUUUUCAUACUUUUCUUUUAAUGAAGAGUUCAACGGUAUUAAUGAUGUGUAUACCUUUGCCCUUCUGUGUAUGAAAUGUAUGCAUGUAUGCAAUAUGAAGAGGAGGACUGGAUAGGGAAACCUAUGAAGAUAUUUUUGUUUUGUUUACUUUUGACUGCCACCACAACUCUGCCUCAAUCAGCUUCCCUUGCCGGAGAACAGUGUUUGCGCCCCUUUUGAACAUUUGACACACAUGCAACACACACACACACACAUUGUGUUCAUUUGACACACAUGCACGCAUGCAACACACACACACACACACACAUUGUGUUCAUUUUAAAAUUUUAAUUUUAUAAAUGACUAUUGUUACAUUUUUAUUGUUUAAAUGGAAAAAGUAAGAUUUUUUUUAAUAUGGCCUUUAUGGAUGACAAAUGUAAUGGUACAUUAGCACUUAGUGUUAGCAUUGUAGACCGCUUAAGCCCAGCGUCCAUGAAUUGUCUCUGUGUACGACUUGCAUUAGUGUGACCCAUUACACAGGCUGGGAGCGGGGAACAGGCUGUAGCAUUGCUGUAGGUGCAGAGAGCACACUCUGAUUGUGCACUCCACUAGGACAGUGUCAUUUGUAGCCAAACUUUGUAUAGACUUAGCUAGCGCCAGAUAAUGGCAAAAAUUAGCCAAAAAAGAAAGAAAAGACGAGAAGAUCCUUAAGUAAAAAAGAUAGAACAGAACAGACCAAUGAGUGCUUUAAGUAUUACGCUCAGCGCACCCAACACUGAAACCAGCAUUGUAAACCAGCCAAAUGUGAUGCCAACCAUGCAGAGUGCGGGGCGCAAGCGUCACGUGAUGCCAACCAUGCAGAGUGCGGGGCGCGAGCAUCACGUGAUGCCAACCAUGCAGAGUGCGGGGCACGAGCAUCACAUGAUGCCAACCAUGCAGAGUGCGGGGCACGAGCAUCACAUGGGGGGGUGCUGCACCUCACCUAUUUAUUUAUUUUCCUGUAACUGAAUGGUCCCUUCCUCUAGAGAUGGAAUAUAUAUGCUCUUGUUAUUUUUUAUUUGUUUCUUUUUUUUAAUACUUGUUUUUAUUUUGUCUUUGCUGCCAAAACCAGUAGGUCUCAAAACCAUACUGACCAUUAACACCUAGUCCUUCCUAUGCACAUGCCAUGACAGCGCAAUCUCUACAGUAUCCCACAGGUGAGGAGUGAGCAAUAUGCUAUAUGCAAUAUAAAAAUGCCGUUUUCUCCCCAAAUGAAGCUUGAAUGCUGGCAGCCACACUCGCGGACACAGGCCUGUCCAUGACACAACCUUGACAGCGGACCAGCAUUUUCUCUUGCCUCUCUUGCGACACCCACUCGUGUAGUGUACAUUCCAGCAUGUAGAGAAGGACGCAGCGGACAGGUGCAGCACUGGCUCACGCGCGUAGUGCAAUGCAUGAACAAAGACCAUGUUCAGAACCAGUGUGGAAUUGUUUCUGUUUCUUUUUUUUUGUUUUUGUUUUGUUAUGUGCCACCAUUACUUGGCUUCAGGCAUCAGAGCUCCAUUAUGCACACUCUAGAAGCCCCUAUGCACACUAGAAGCCCCUAUGCACACUCUAGAAGCCCCUGUGCACACUCUAGAAGCCCCUGUGCACCUUUGUUGAUUUCCCAUGUAUACCAGUGCACCGCCUUAAACACUGCCACUUCUUUCCAAAAACGACACACACACACACACACACACACAUUUUACUGGCCUGUCUCCCUCGGUCACCCUUUGCAUCCCCAGGCCUGUUGGCUGCAGACGCCCAAUGGUGCGCUGUGGGCGUUGGCCACACAGAAGCGAGCGUCUGGCCUCGGGCCGUGGGGUUACGAGCAUCUCAUCUCAAGGCUUUGUAAACUGCAUGUUCUCGUUAGUGGACACUGGUGAAAGUUGACCCGUGCACCUUGUUUUUUUAUUUAGCAGAUCAUGUCUCAAGUCCUGUAGACGAGCUGGUGGAGCUCUGUACUCUGCCUCUUGUAUGUUGCCUCAAUCUGAAAUUCAUUUUUCCCUCUCUUGUUUUUGUAACGGUUAAAACAAUUGCACUUGUAUUUUAUCAUUUGACUUGUUUGUUUUCUUUACAGUUGUGAGUAGUGUCAGGCGUUGUCCUCAAGGGGGAGCUGUGGAAAUGUCCCUUUUGAUUUGGAACUGCCUGCCUCACAGCACCUCAAGGUGUCAGAUUCAUACUGAGGGUGCUUGUUUAAGUCAAAAGGGAUUUUUGUUUUUUGACAGUCAGCCAACCGUUGUUUUGACUCCUGUUUAAUGGAAUAUUGUGGAAUCAAAAUGCCUUUGUAUAGUGUUGUACCAAUCCUGUGUCUCUGAAGGUGAUUUGUAUUUAUAAGUUGAUAACUUUUGGUUGCAUUGAUAUAGACUGAGUACAGAAUUCAUCAGAAAUCUAAGUGAUAACGAGGUAAGGAUUCAGUCAAGAGAGGGGGGGGGGGGGGGGCAGGAUCUAAAUGACAUUCAUUUACAGUGGUAUUCAGCCAUGUGAUUGCCCUCUGUUUAACCUAGAGCCAGUGUUUCCUGUAGAACAUAAAUAUGAUUUCAAAGAACGAUGGUUCCCCAUAGAGGAACAGUAGCCCUGUUUGCUGCAUAGUUGGACUGUUCUACUGCCUUCUCUAUGUGGAUGCAGCUUGUAAGGCAUUAAUGGGUAAUAUGAGGGGGCCUGAGGAAUUUGGACAAACCUCCCUUGUAAUUUGUCAUGGGAGCUCUCACCCUUUCUGAUGCACUCAUUUCACUCUCCUCUGAAACAGGCAUUGUAUACAGGGCAAGACAGUUUAGAGGUACAUUAUCAGAGGGCUCCACUUUGACCCUCACAGAUUUAAGCAAUAUAAAAUAGCCACUGAACAAGUCCUUGUCAUAGCACUUCCCAGUAGAUCUGAAUGAAAGGGCACAAGCAACAUAUUUUGGCUGUGUAUGUCAUAGUAAUGGGAAUUCGUUGGGGAGGGUUAUUUUUAAAGAAAAUUAAAAAAAAAUGUUUUUUAUUAA
Molecule: messenger RNA, 6295 nt
Organism: Alosa sapidissima (American shad)
Lineage: Eukaryota; Metazoa; Chordata; Actinopteri; Clupeiformes; Clupeidae
Gene: ago1
Product: argonaute RISC component 1
Exons: 19
Coding region: 427-3018 (863 amino acids)
Molecular function (GO): protein binding; RNA binding
Source: RefSeq, a predicted model, not a curated record